This is a messenger RNA of Drosophila rhopaloa, 483 nucleotides long. RefSeq names its product ctenidin-1. The transcript is spliced from 2 exons. NCBI's taxonomy places the organism in Eukaryota, Metazoa, Arthropoda, Insecta, Diptera, Drosophilidae. Bases 77 to 412 code for a protein of 111 amino acids. The record is from RefSeq and is a predicted model, not a curated record.
CUUGCUAUAAAAGCCUGCCGCCCAACGUCGAAUUAGUUAGAACGCUUUCGACAGUGUAAACAUUCAAUCAACCAAAAUGAAAUUCUUCAUUGUCUUCUUCGCUUUGAUCGCUGUGGUCUUUGCUGGUGGAUACGGACAACAAGGCCACGGACAAGGAGGCCACGGCCAGCAAGGCUACGGACAGGGAGGCCACGGCCAGCAAGGAUUCGGACAGGGAAGCCACGGCCAGCAAGGAUUCGGACAGGGAAGCCACGGCCAGCAAGGAUUCGGACAGGGAAGCCACGGCCAGCAAGGAUUCGGACAGGGAAGCCACGGCCAGCAAGGAUUCGGACAAGGAGGACACGGCCAGCAAGAAUUCGGACAAGGAGGACAUGGUGGACGCGGCCAACACGGACACGGUGGACGUUACUAAAAAAAACGGCUUAAUACUGGCUUACUUAAACCAAAAAAAUAAAUAAAUUGCGUUCCUUAUGUUACAAAAGA